Molecule: messenger RNA, 765 nt
Organism: Arachis ipaensis
Lineage: Eukaryota; Viridiplantae; Streptophyta; Magnoliopsida; Fabales; Fabaceae
Product: copper-transporting ATPase PAA1, chloroplastic
Molecular function (GO): metal ion binding
Source: RefSeq, a predicted model, not a curated record
UCAACAUGUUUAUAUUAUUGUGGUUCGACCCGAAUUGGCUACACUAAUAAGUAAACAGCUUUCUUUAGAGGAUCUAUUGAGAGUUCUAACCUGUGACUUUGGUGAGAAGUGCUGUAAUCGCAACUAUGGAAUCUGCUUUGUGCCUCAACAUGCCGAUGCAGAUACAGAUGAAUUUAAAGCCACUCUUCAAACCUCUCAACCGUCAAUUCGCCACGUGGACGAUUCAAUCAGCAGCGAAACAGAAGCCAUCACUCGUCUUCCGCUUCAACCACUCGUCUCUGCUGCCUCCUCUACGCUGCGUUUCCAGCUCAGCUGGUGGUGGUGACAUUCCCUCCGAUGCUAUUGUUCUCAACGUUGAGGGUAUGAUGUGCGACGGCUGCGCCAAUAACGUCAGGAAGCUUCUAGAAAGUCGACCACAAGUGUCAUCUGCUACUGUGAAUCUAACCGCCGCUAAAGCAGUAGUGUCUGCCGUAUCCGAAGAAAAAGGUUCCCCCAACUGGCAGAAGCAAUUAGGAGAAGCACUUGCUCAGCAUUUAACUAACUGCGGUUUCAAUUCUACCUUUCAAGGCGAGUGAUGCUAUCAAGAAUUGUAUGGACUCGAUUCAUGUGAAGUUAGCUGUGUUCAUGUAUUAGUCUUCUUUAACAGAGCAACCUGAAUUGGGAUGGCUAUUGUUCUUGUAUACGUGGGAAAUUAAAAAAUUGUGAUGUGUUAAUUUCUUUCAUCCAUAUGUUGAUCAAGCAAAAUAUAUUUUCAUGAAAGUACAA